Messenger RNA from Clonostachys rhizophaga, 816 nucleotides. NCBI's taxonomy places the organism in Eukaryota, Fungi, Ascomycota, Sordariomycetes, Hypocreales, Bionectriaceae. The record is from the annotation of a GenBank genome assembly.
AUGGUCAAACCUCUCACCUUCAAGGGGGACAAGAAGCCCAAGAAGAGAAAGCGGGCAGCCGCUGACGGCGGGGAGGGCGCAGCUGGCGGCUCCAAAGACCGAGCGCUUGUCGCGGCCACCGCCGAGGAAGAAGCCGCCAACGACGACAGCUGGGUGUCCGCCGACUCGGUCGGGGACAUCUCCGGCCCGGUCAUGAUCGUCCUGCCCACCGAGAAGCCGUCGGCCCUCUCGUGCGACGUCAACGGCAAGGUCUUCGCCAUCGACAUCGAGAACAUCGUCGACGCCAACCCGGCGAGCUCGGAGCCCCAUGACGUGAGGCAGGUCUGGGUCGCGAACCGCGUCGCGGGGACGGAGAGCUUUCGGCUGAAGGGCCACCAUGGGAAGUACCUCUCUUGCGACAAGAUCGGCCAGCUGUCCGCCGGCGCAGACGCCGUCUCGCCCCUCGAGUCGUUCAACAUCAAGCCCGACGCCGAGACCGGCAAGUUCCAGCUCACGACCCUGCGCGACACGUACAUCUCGGCCAAGACGUCCGAGUCCAACGGCAAGCCGGGCGUGCAGGUGCGCGGCGACGCGGAGGCGGAAUCCGUCAGCACCACCGUCCGGGUGCGGAUGCAGGCGCGGUUCAAGCCCAAGCUCAAGGCGUCCAAGGAGGAGAAGCUCCAGUCCAAGAUCAGCCGGCGGGAGCUGGAGGAGGCGGCCGGGCGCAGGCUCGAGGAGGACGAGGUGAGGAUCCUGAAGAGGGCGAGGAAGGAGGGGGAUUACCAUGAGAGGUUGCUGGAGAUCAAGGUCAAGAACAAGCACGACAAGUUUGGUUGA